Sphaeroforma arctica JP610 is the source of this 248-nucleotide messenger RNA. RefSeq lists its product as hypothetical. The annotation marks the transcript as partial. The record is from RefSeq and is a predicted model, not a curated record. The transcript has a single exon. NCBI's taxonomy places the organism in Eukaryota, Ichthyosporea, Ichthyophonida.
AUGUACCGAACUGCCUAUGGCGUGCCACAGAUCCCCGAAGAGGAUGCACACUGCAUGAUGCACGAGUCGCAUCUGAUGUCAUGUCAAUACCAGACACUGUGCUACGACGGGCACACCUACACUAUCCUGACGGACGUAGAGAAUAAAGGGCGCAGAUACGCGCACAUGCGCAAAGAGUGGGGACUUGAUCUGGACACGGAUGAUUUCGAGAUGAUUUCUCAGAAUAUGCAGUUCGAUUGGAAAUUGAC